Molecule: messenger RNA, 3630 nt
Organism: Dermacentor andersoni
Lineage: Eukaryota; Metazoa; Arthropoda; Arachnida; Ixodida; Ixodidae
Product: F-box/WD repeat-containing protein 7-like
Biological process (GO): ubiquitin recycling; proteasome-mediated ubiquitin-dependent protein catabolic process
Cellular component (GO): cytoplasm; nucleus
Molecular function (GO): ubiquitin binding
Source: RefSeq, a predicted model, not a curated record
CAGUGGCCGCUUGUCCGUGAUGUGUGUUGAUAGCUGUCUCCCUUAAUUUGGUCAUGUCCGAUCUCUCUGCGUGCUGAUGAAGGCAAUGCUGUGACCUGCGGUGACAAGUCGUGAGGACGAGUGCCGGGGCCUUCGGUUUUGAUAACCCAUGAUGCUGGUGUCCUGAAAAGCGAGUGUCAAAUGACCAUGGUGACGGAUAGGUUAGGCCUUGGGCUCUGCUGAGUGGCCGAAACACUCGUGUGCUUUAGUCGCCCGAAGUCGGAACUCGCCGUGCAUCUUGCCUGAAAAUGCUUCUCUGAGACUGCGGACGUGGGCGGGCCCAUGUCUGCGGAGGAACGUCAAGCCGAGGGGAAUGAUGCCAUGGUGGACAUCAACACCUCCUCAGUCGACGACCUGGCAAGGGUCGUCGGCCUGGGGAGGACAGCUGCCGAGGCCAUUGUGGCAGCUCGAAGGUUGCAGGGAGGUUUCAACCGAGUGGAGGACUUGUUGGCGGUGCCUGGAGUGGAUGCGGCCUUGCUGCAGGAGCUCCAGCUGAGCCUGACAUGCACUCCAAAGGAGAAUCUGCCCGAGGACGCUCGGGCUACCAGGUGGGGCAGCGGGAGCAGCAGCAGCUGUGGUAGCCGAGAGGAGCUGGCAGCUCCUUUGGAGGCAGAGGCAACAUCUUUGGCAACUUCGGUGAACAGAUUACUCCAUUCAGAGGGGCUUCCCACAAGCGAUGAUGACGAAGGUAGCUGCUCCUCCACUGAAGACAUGGCUGAGGGCGAGGAUGAGCAGGCAGCAACUGCUACAGCAGGCGGCCAGCUGAAGCGCAAGAGGGAGGAAGUGAAACGACCAGGAGGCAAGAAGCCAUGCGGGUGGGAGACGAGCUACAUGACCGCAAGUGAGGGACCUGCUGCUGCUGGCACUGCUGCUUCUGCUGUGGCACCAGCAGAAAACCGAGACAUUGUGCCCACACCGGCUCGGCGCACCAGACACCCAUCUACGCUAGUUCAACCACCAAAGCUUGAUGCCUGGCUCGACACUUUCCAGUCAUGGAGUCACUCCGAGCGGCUUGUAGCCCUCGACCAGCUGAUUGAAGGUUGCGAACCAGGCCAAGUGCGUCACAUGAUGAACGUCAUUGAGCCACAAUUCCAAAGGGAUUUUAUCUCCCUUCUGCCCAAAGAGCUGGCACUGUAUGUGCUGUCGUUCCUGGAGCCUCGAGACCUGCUGCGUGCGGCACAGACGUGCCACUAUUGGCGCAUCCUGGCAGAAGACAACCUGCUGUGGCGUGAGAAAUGCCGCGAGGCUGGGCUUGAGGACGUGCAGGAGGUGCUCGGCCGACGGCUGUCAUCCUGCUCUUCAUCACCACCCUCUCCCAACUCUGCGGCUCCUAUCCCAUGGAAGCUGGCAUUCAUGCGGCACCACUACGUUGAGAUGAACUGGCGCUGCAAACCUAUACGAGAGCCCAAGGUGCUGCGGGGUCACGAAGACCACGUCAUCACGUGCCUGCAGUUCUCGGGCAACCGCAUUGUGAGCGGCUCGGACGACAACACCCUCAAGGUUUGGUCAGCGACAUCGGGGCGUUGCCUGCGCACGCUCAUUGGUCACACGGGCGGUGUGUGGUCCUCACAAAUGGCUGGCUCCCUGGUAGUGAGUGGCUCCACUGACCGCACUCUGCGUGUCUGGAAUGCCGACACGGGCAUGUGCCUGCACACUCUGUAUGGGCACACGUCGACAGUGCGGUGCAUGCACCUGUAUGGAAACAAGGUGGUGAGUGGAUCUCGCGACGCGACAUUGCGAGUUUGGGACCUCGAAACUGGAGAGUGCCUGCACGUGCUCGUGGGUCAUGUUGCAGCUGUGCGGUGUGUUCAGUACAAUGGGCGCCUGGUAGUUAGUGGAGCAUACGACUACAUGGUCAAAGUAUGGGACCCCCGGAGAGAGGAAUGCCUCCACACAUUGCAGGGUCACACAAACCGGGUGUACUCGCUGCAAUUUGACGGGGUACACGUGGUCAGUGGUUCCCUGGAUACAUCAAUCCGAGUGUGGGAUGUGGAAACCGGUGCCUGCCGCCACCAGCUCAUGGGUCACCAGUCACUUACAUCAGGCAUGGAGCUACGAAACAACAUUCUUGUCUCUGGCAACGCUGACUCAACGGUUAAAGUCUGGGACAUCCUCACUGGCCAGUGCCUGCAAACUCUGGCUGGAGCCCACAAGCACCAGAGUGCAGUGACAUGCCUCCAGUUUAAUUCCAAGUUUGUGGUCACCUCGUCGGACGAUGGCACUGUGAAACUGUGGGACUUGCGCACGGGUGAAUUCCUGCGCAACCUCGUGGCCCUGGAGUCCGGUGGAUCGGGGGGCGUCGUGUGGCGCCUUCGUGCUUCCUCGACCAAGCUAGUGUGCGCAGUGGGCUCGCGGAAUGGCACAGAGGAGACAAAGCUGCUGGUACUGGACUUUGAUGAGCCUAAGUGACAAGCCGUUCACUGCAGCGUAUGCCUCCCAGCAUCCCUGACAAGUGCCAAAGGAAACAGGCUGCGUGCACUUCGCAUGUGUGCCAGUCAAGGGCUCCUUGCCAUAGGAGCUUGCCAAGCCCCACUCCCUCACUGCCCCAGCUUCUUAAGUGUGGGAAGAUUGUGUCAUGGCAGCAAGACUUUUUAUUGUGGUGCCUCUGCUGCAGUGCUCCGUCAACUCUCAUUUGACUUUUCUUCUAUUUUUCUGGGAAACAGUCUCCGGAAGAACUGUUGUGGUGCAGUGCUGCGACCAAGAAGUGUGAUGUGCCUGCCUAUUGCGCGCUCUUGCCAGUACAGAACUUGUUUCACUCAGUGACAUUGUACCAUUACUUUUUUUUCCCCCUGUGCAAGAGAUUGUGGACCCGAACAGUGUUCAUGUCUAAUUGUAGGUCCCGGCCGGCAGCAAGCCUUUUGUGCCAUUACUGCUCAAGCUUUGUGUCAAGGCCACUGCAAUUAGUUGGCGGCAAGAGUUGUCAUACAGCCUAGGUGCAGGGGUGCGGCCCUUCCUUAUACAGUAAAGAAUCAUGCCCUGAAGUUGCAUUUUAUUUUCCCUCCCCUUGGACAUGGGGGAACACCUCCUAUAUUUAUUUGAUUUGGGCAAAGUGCCGUCCCUUUUGACAACUGUGGUGCAAGUGCCUCAGCACCCAAGAACAAUUGGUGGGGCUUUAGUAGGAGUAGCAUCUCUUUAUUUUUCCGAGUCCUUAGAGAUGAUAAAGACGCAUGCUUUGUCUCUCCCUCUCCAUACCCCCAUCCAAUUUUUUUUUCCCUCAAGAGCUCCUGGAAAAGAUUUCUUGAAAGUACAUGCCUUUUGUUUCCUUUCUUGGCAAACCGUACAGUCGCUCCAGUGUGUUUUCUUAAGACUUGUGUAUGGACUUGUAGGAUGUUGGGUUGGUGGUAUUUUGCCAGUGGACUUAGUUUGGGGGGGUUCAGCUCAUCGUACUGGAUGCACUAACUUAAAUAAGAGGAAUCGGCGCGGGGCGCCAUUACUUUUGACUGCCAUGCUUUUUGCUGUACAUUUUGUUUGUUCCGCGAACUAAUUAUUCCUUCUCUUUGCGUUGUACAUUGCUGUAUAUUCUCUGCUGUCUGCAGGUUUGUUUUAUAGUUGUUGACUAAAGGCAAAGUAAAGCUAAUUGUUUCACCUGUA